UUGUGAUGCGAUUAUGCAGGGACAAGAAAGUGUGUGAUGGGUUAACAGACGAAAGCAUGGAAUCAAUCUGUGGAAGACCAUUGGGUCUGAAAUUCAACAGUGUGACUUGUGAUCUGUACAUUGCAGAUGCAUACUUUGGGCUUCUCAAGGUAGGACCAGCUGGUGGCGUGGCUAAGCAGUUAGCCACUUCUGCAGAAGGGGUUCCGUUUAUGUUCACAAAUGCCUUGGACAUUCACCCCAAAACUGGUGAAGUUUAUUUCACAGAUAGCAGCAUCCUAUUCCAGAGAAGGGUCUACAUGUCGAUAAUUCUGAGCGGGGACAGAACUGGAAGGUUGCUGAAAUACGUGCCCAGUAGCGGAAGAGUGUAUGUGUUGGUGAAAGGUUUGGCAUUCCCCAACGGUGUGGCGCUGAGCAGGGACAGCUCCUUCAUUCUGGUGGCGGAAUCAACCACUUUUAAGAUUUUAAAAAUUGCGCUGUGCGGCGGCAACAACAUAGAAACUUUUGCGCAGGUUCCGCGUUCCCCAGAUAACAUAAAGAGGAACGCAAAAGGGGAAUUUUGGGUGGCACUUAACAGCGGGAGGGGAAGGAUCAAUGGUUUGGAAAAGGAAACAGAAGUUGAAGCGACGGUUCCGUGGACAACAGAUCCCGUGGCGAUUAAAUUUGAUGCAGAGGGGAAUGUUGUUGAGGUGUUGGAUGGAAGAUAUGGACAACAGCUUAACUCUGUUAGUGAAGUGGAAGAACAUGAUGGAAGUUUGUGGAUAGGUUCUGCAGUGCAACCUUACGUUGCUGUCAUCAAACCCUAGUUUUUUUGUCUGGUUGUUUAGUAUGUUUUCUUUCUGUCUUUUUUAUAUCAAAACUCCAUUUGUUUUGAUGAAAUAAGAUUGAUUUUAUUCCAAUGUUUAAUGAAAUUCUCACUA
Messenger RNA from Vigna umbellata (rice bean), 917 nucleotides. NCBI's taxonomy places the organism in Eukaryota, Viridiplantae, Streptophyta, Magnoliopsida, Fabales, Fabaceae. The record is from RefSeq and is a predicted model, not a curated record.